Amphibalanus amphitrite is the source of this 1407-nucleotide messenger RNA. RefSeq lists its product as uncharacterized. The transcript has 4 exons. Bases 65 to 616 code for a protein of 183 amino acids. Lineage: Eukaryota; Metazoa; Arthropoda; Thecostraca; Balanomorpha; Balanidae. The record is from RefSeq and is a predicted model, not a curated record.
AGCUGAGUCGCCGAGAGUCGGCUGGCGACGCACUGGACCUGGGGCUGGACGCGACUUGCUGGAGAUGGAGAGGGAGCUGGAUGACCUCGACUCGCCCUCUACCGCCGGUCCGGCCUCCAGUGGAGCGGCCAGCGCAGCCGGGACCAAAGCCGAUACCGGGGGCGGUAGUUCUGACCGCCGUCCGGCCGGCCGGCCCCGGGAUAGAGCACGGAGCAGGGAGAGAGGGAGGAGGAGGGCAGAGGGAGGAGGGGACGGCGGCGGCAGGAGGGUGGUGGUCGUCGGCAGAGUGGCGGAGACCGGGCAGACAGAGAAGACGAAGGAGUCCAGCGAAACGACUGAUGUCUCUGCCGUCCGUCCGACGUCGUCCGUUUUCUCACGUCUGGGCGCCGGGAAAUCUCAGAACAAACCUUCAACAUCCGACUCCGGCGGCGGACGACGCAAGCUCAAGUUGAAACGGGGCACAAGAGAUGGCGCCACCGACGCCGGAGGCCGCGCCGCCACUGCCGCCACUGCGCCAGAUCCGCUCGAAAGCCACCUGCGCAAAAUUCGCGCCAGAAAUGCCGCCAUCGUGCGCCGCACACAAGAGGUGGCCAAAGAUAAACACCUCUAUGGCUGAACGCCCGCCUCCGCCGAGCCGGCGAGCCGCCUGCCAUCUGCCGGCCGACGGCAGAAGCUGAGGUUACUCAGCCGUCCGCUGGAGCGCUGAUGUGCACACGCCGACCCGCUCUACAAUGAGAGGUGGGGUUGGUCGCAGAAUAUUGUACACGUGUGUAUUUUGGCGAUUUUCGGUUUGUCAUGUGAAUGUUGGGCGUGUUCUUGGCGGUCAUAAGUGGCUCUUGAUGAAUGUUUAACGAAUAUUUAGGCGAUUUUCUCGUCAAUUUGCAACUGUUUAGCUGAUAUUUGGCGGAAUUUUGGCGGUGUGAGCGGAUUUGUUCGGUUUUUGGCGCGGUGUUGGGCAAAGUGGCAAAUGUUUGGCGAUAUUGUUGGUGUAGGUAUCGUGCGGUUUCGUUUUGGGGGGAAGGGGGUCGUGCCUGAUAAACGAUUGUUGAAAAAUAAGCCGGUUUUCAUGAAACCGUUACCAGUUUUCUUAUAUAGACAUCACUGGUUUGUCUUUUUUCAUUCACGCGUCUUUCAGAUGUGUCGUUGGAACUGGUUUCUAUUCAGUCAUUAAUGUACUGCAAUUUGACAAAUUGUCAAACACUUGGCAGAUUUGUGUGAAUUGUAUCGGUAUCCGAAGCAGUGUUUUGUUUUCUUCUUCAAAAAAGGUGAUGAUUUGGAUGUUUUGUGUUCGUCGCCUAUCUGAUCCCAGAUAUUGGCUUUUCUCAUGGUGUGAAUGGAUGGUCGACCUGUCUGAAAACAUUGCGAAUAUAUAUUCGAUAUUGUGAAUAUAUGUACAAACAAGACAAA